Messenger RNA from Drosophila grimshawi, 3341 nucleotides. RefSeq names its product protein bowel (gene bowl). Gene Ontology annotation, biological process: embryonic hindgut morphogenesis; embryo development; embryonic pattern specification. Bases 284 to 2575 code for a protein of 763 amino acids. Gene Ontology annotation, molecular function: RNA polymerase II transcription regulatory region sequence-specific DNA binding; DNA-binding transcription factor activity, RNA polymerase II-specific. The transcript is spliced from 4 exons. NCBI's taxonomy places the organism in Eukaryota, Metazoa, Arthropoda, Insecta, Diptera, Drosophilidae. The record is from RefSeq and is a predicted model, not a curated record. Gene Ontology annotation, cellular component: nucleus.
UCGAGAGUUGAUCGUAGCUGACGCACCUGCGCGCGGAUCGUGCACCCAUCUGGAAUUUUACAAACAAAUCUCUAUAAAAGUAACUCGACAAAAGUGCCUCUAAAACAAAAGCAAGAAGAAGAAAACAAAAUAAACUAAAAAAAAAAACAAAAAACUUGUUCAAAAUACUUGGAACACUGGCCAAGCAAAGUUUGAAAGAGCCUCAUGCGCUCUUCUCCACAGCCAUCAAAAUUGUUUACAGCUGAAGGUCUGACGGCAUGUGAGUAGCUGAAUACAGCUCAAUAUGCCCACGGAUAGCACAGCCAGCGAUGGCGGAGGCGCCAUCCCAAUGUUGCGCGCCUCACGAAUGGAUCAGUUUAUGUCGACGGUGGCCGCUGUGGCAGCUGCGGCAAGUGGUGCUGGCUCCGGAAAUGGAGGCGGUGCCACAAAUGCGGAUGGUUCGGCCAGUGGCGGCGAUUCAAGGAAUUCAUCAGCUAGCAGGAUCUCGGCAGCAGCCGCUGCCUACGAAACCCAAUUGGCCUACCAACAGCAUCUGGCCGCGUCGGGUCUGCACGGCGGUCCGCCCCAUCAUCGGGAGAUUUCCGCCUUUGUGCCGGUGCUGCCGACACGGCAGGCGCUCGAGGCAAAGGCUCGCGCUGGCAGCAACUCCAACUACGAGAUCAUCGCCAUGAUGGCGGACAAGCGCAAGGAGCUGGCGCUGCGGGAGGCAGCCGCCGCGGCUGCGAUGCUGGGACGUGGCGGUCCACCGGGUGGACCGCCGGGUGUGCCGCCGCCAGGUGUAUUGUACGGCCCGCCACCACCACCGCCAUAUCUAACUGGACCGGGACCGUCGCCAACGGCCGCCGGUAGUUUUCCAUUUCCCCCCGGCGCCGCAGCGGCCGCUGCACUGUUUCCGCCCGGUCUGGCGCCGGGCAUGCACGCUGGCCUGGACCGGCGCCUGCUGCGCGCUCCCGGACGCGCCUCCCGGCCCAAGAAGCAAUUCAUCUGCAAGUUCUGCAAUCGCCAAUUCACCAAGUCCUACAAUCUGCUGAUACACGAGCGCACGCACACGGACGAGCGGCCCUAUUCCUGUGAUAUUUGCGGCAAGGCAUUCAGGCGACAGGACCACUUGAGGGACCACAGGUACAUCCACUCCAAGGAGAAACCGUUCAAGUGCACGGAAUGUGGCAAGGGCUUCUGCCAGUCACGGACUCUGGCCGUGCACAAAAUCCUGCAUAUGGAGGAGUCGCCGCACAAGUGUCCCGUUUGCAGUCGCAGCUUUAAUCAGCGCUCGAAUCUGAAGACCCAUCUGCUCACUCACACCGAUCACAAGCCCUACGAGUGCUCCUCCUGCGGCAAGGUUUUUCGACGCAACUGCGAUCUGCGGCGUCAUGCGUUGACACAUGCCGUGGGUGAGGUCAACAGUGCCGACUAUGUCGACGUCGGCGAGGAGGAUGAGGCACGUCAGCUGAGUGGCGAUGAGGAAGAUUCGCUGUUAGAAGUGGACUCGCCACGGCAGUCGCCGGUGCACAAUCUGAACGAGAGCACCGAGAAGGAUGAGGCGGAUCGUAUGCGUCUAAAGAGAAAGGCCACCAAUAGCAGCAACAACAACAACAACAGCAGUACAAGCUAUGAGCAUGAGGACAGCGAGGAGGAGUUCGAUGACUACGACGAGGAGGAGGAGCUGCACGAAGCGGGCGCUUUAGAUCUCGCCGAGGAUGAGGAACUGGAAGCGGAGACCGAGGAGGAGAAGGCCGAAGUGGCGCUGGUAGCGGCACGCUUCAAGACGGGUCAAGUGGGUCACCCAACCCCAUCCGCUGUGCCUGCUGUGUCCAAGCCGGAACGUCAGGGCGUCACCCAUUGCCAUCACGAGGGUGGCGAGACUUACACGAUGCGGCCACAUGGUGAGCGACCGCUCGAGGAACUGCCACAGCCAGGGACAGGCUUAAUUGGUGCCAGUUUCAUGCCUAGUUUGCGUUAUGCACCACCGGGUGGGGCGCCACAUCAUCACUUGCUGCCGCCGGCUAAUAACGAUCCCUAUUUGCCCAUGUUGCAUGUGCGUCGCGAUCUGCACCAUAAGACGCUGAACCUGAGCAAGACGUCGGCAACGGCAACGGCAACACCACCCAGCAUUGUGGCCAGCAACAGCAGCAGCAGCACCACACCCACUGAGCCAUCGCGACCACCAUCGCAGCCGUUGCACUCACCGCACGAGGCAAUGCCCAGUUUCCUGGGAUCGAUACCGGUGCGUAAGCGGAUAUUGCCGCCACCGCCGCCGCUGGUGGAGCUGGUGGAUCAUCAUCAUCAUCAUCAUCAUCAGCGUUCGUAUCUGGAGAAUCCGAGCAUUUAUGCAUUGAAUAUGUCACGACAUCCGCCCAGACAGCUCUUGUGCAAGCCUCCGGCAACGGAAACGUGUCCUCCACCGGACAAGGAUGCAACUGCAGCAGUGCCAAACGCAACAGUUGUUGUUGCAGCAUCACCACCAGUGCCACCAACAGUUGUAGCUGUGGCACCAGCAGCUGCUGUGGCACCAGCUCCAGCUCCAGCUCCACCUCGACGCACUGGCUUCAGCAUCGAAGACAUAAUGCGUCGCUGAACCCUAUUCAUUUUUAGUACACUAAGCAAGGAUUCUUUCCAGGCGUGUGGCAUAGAUCCUAAAGAGCCUCUGCCCCCUGAUCUGUGGCAGUUUGAAUGCUACUUAGCCAUAAGUGCACUUUUAGUACAUUUUAGUACAAUGUCUUUCGGCAAGGCAAUAAGCAAAUUACUUUAAAUACUGUUUAAGCUAAGUUUUAUUAUAUCGUUUAUUGGAAGAAGUGCCACAAACUGUUGUUGCAUUUGACAUCAUGCUUUUAGUACAUUUAGUACCAUAUUGCAGCAUUGCAUUGUGCUUUUAGCACAUUGGCAGUAAGCCUAUUUUUAGUAGUUAUAUACAUAUAUAUAUAUAUACAUAUAUAUAGAUUGCGAGAGUCUAUCCAUUUAGUUUAGGCCAACACUAAGUGUUGUUUGUUUCUGUAGCUGUCUAGUGAGUAAUUAAACAAAAUCAAUACUAAAUACGUGUAUACAAGUCUAAUUUAUGUUUUAAUGUUUAAGACAAUCUUGACGGCAAUCAUGUGGAUCAAGAAACACGCUGGGGGAUAUAAAGGUUGAAAGUAAAAGUAGUUUAGAAAAAAACAAAAACAAAAAAAUAUAUCGAGAAGCGAGAAACGAGAACUCGGCCGUACAUUCCAGUUAAAUUUUUAUAGUUUUAAUUUAUAGCAAUCUUAAGUAUAUUUUUAGAGUUUAAGUGCAGCCUUCUAGCAUUCCAUGGUCUUCCUUGAAUUUUAAAUGACUUGAAAACAAAAACAAAAAAAAAAAACAAAAAA